UUUGCAUCAGCUGACUGCGUAGCUCGCCACAUGAGUCACACGAAGUUCUGGUUUAAGUCGCCGUUUUCUGUUUAAAAAUCAUCGGCCGUCAUGCUUAUGUUUUGUCCAACGUGUGGGAACGUGCUAAUAGUCGAGGAGGGACACAAGUGUUUGAGGUUCGCCUGCAACACUUGUCCCUACGUCCACAACAUCACCAGAAAGGUAAAUAAUAGGAAAUACCCGAAACUAAAGGAGGUGGACGAUGUUCUUGGAGGAGCGGCAGCUUGGGAGAAUGUGGACUCUACCGCGGAAACAUGCCCCAAAUGUGAGCACCCUCGAGCCUACUUCAUGCAGAUCCAGACUCGCUCUGCUGAUGAACCCAUGACCACUUUCUACAAAUGCUGCAACGCUCAGUGUGGACACCGAUGGAGAGAUUGACACGUGUGCCCUCCUGUAAAUAAUAUUUAUGUGUGCUGUUUGAUCUUUAGAGCGUUUUUGUGAACCAAAAGACCCAUAUAUUCUUGUAUUGUACAGUUCUUUAUUGAGGAGGCAAGUGCUUACUGAAAGAAGGUGAAAAUAAAUUCAUUUAAUCUGUGGUCAGUUCAAUGCGAUGUUCAUCUGUUCAUUUAUUUGUCCAUAAAAGUAAUAGAAUAUUACACUUGAAACGGGUUAAUCGGGAUUAGUUAAUUAAUCAUAAUCAACCCGUUAAAUAUUUUAAUCACAUUUAAUUGUUUUAAUUUAAUUGAACAGUUUGCUCUCCAGACAACACAGAACCUUUGUAAGUGCAGGAGUUCCUGCUCCACUGAUCACACUGAUGCACAAGACACGUUGCAGCUAGGAUGAGAACAACAACAACAAACAUGGAGGAAUCCCUGAACAAAAGCAAACAAAAGCAUCUGUUUGCUUUGGUUUGGGGAUGUUUUUCGCUACACAAUCACCAGGGUUUCCACUACCCUGAAUGUACUUGAAAUGCUGAUACAAAUAUUUUCAAGACAUUAAAAGAGCUUUUAUUUAAAUAAGGUGAUAUGAAAAACUUGAAUAUACCCACCAUUGUGAUUUAACCUGCUAUUGUCAAAGUGAUGCAAAAUAAACAAUGUUUUGUUGUUCAAACGUACCAAAUUCAAUUCGCUACUUAAAAAUCUGUGUUUUUAAAUGGUUUAUUCCUGAUGCGCUUCAUAACUUGAAUUGUUCCUCUUUGUCCACUAGAUAGCAGACGAG
Molecule: messenger RNA, 1197 nt
Organism: Synchiropus splendidus (mandarinfish)
Lineage: Eukaryota; Metazoa; Chordata; Actinopteri; Syngnathiformes; Callionymidae
Gene: polr3k
Product: polymerase (RNA) III (DNA directed) polypeptide K
Exons: 3
Coding region: 91-417 (108 amino acids)
Biological process (GO): DNA-templated transcription; termination of RNA polymerase III transcription
Cellular component (GO): RNA polymerase III complex
Molecular function (GO): DNA-directed RNA polymerase activity; zinc ion binding; nucleic acid binding
Source: RefSeq, a predicted model, not a curated record